This is a messenger RNA of Dracunculus medinensis (Guinea worm), 459 nucleotides long. Lineage: Eukaryota; Metazoa; Nematoda; Chromadorea; Rhabditida; Dracunculidae. The record is from the annotation of a GenBank genome assembly.
AUCAAAAUGGAUCGUUAUAAUUUGCCUCCAUAUCAUCUACAAUCAAAUUUGAACAUUGAUACGGGAUCUUCAAGUGAUCUUGUUUAUCAUCCGAAAUCACAUCUGAGCCCACUCACUAAACAAGUAAAUCAAAUGGCUUAUGAAAUUCCUCAUAACAAAUAUGCUAGAAAUCCUUGGAGCUAUGCACCUGAAUUUCUUAAAGUAUUUGGUGAUGUGAAAAUGCACAUAGGGGGCCGUGUAAUAUUUGAUUGCGUCCUUCUCGGCUCACCAAGACCCAAGGUGUGUUGGCUUUUUAAUGAAGAACCUAUAAAGUUCGCGGACGUCAAGGUCGAUGAUACAGCAGAUUUGUGCAGGCUUACGAUAACCUCUGUGCAACCUCAUCAUUAUGGUGAAUAUACAGUAAUAUGCGAAAAUGAAAUUGGCCGCGCGGUUACUUCAGCUUUAUUACUUCCUCAGUAA